AUGGGCGGGGAGGUGGCCGAGUGCCUGGAGGCGCUGGCGGCCCUCGACGUCGCGCGGGCGGAGCUGCCAGGCAACGUGGCCACCAAGGUGCUGUUGGCCUUGGCCCGAGCCCCUGAGCUGAGCGAGAACCUCACGCAACAGUUCACGGGCCUGGCCACGCAUUUCGACCUGAAAGUCUUCGAGGCCGCGGGGGCCGAGGCCUCGCGCUGGCGCUCCGUGGCCGCCUGCCGCAAGCUCUUCCGCUUGGCAGGCCUUGCAUCGGUGCGCAAGAGCGAGAAGCUUCUGGUGCUGCUGGUGCGCGGGCAUUCCAACGACCACAAAGCGAUGCACCAGCUGGUGGAGGACGUUUUGGCAGAGGGCGCUAUGAGCCGAUCCGCGGUGGACUCUAUGCUGUCGCAGUGCAACUUGGCGAAGAACGAGGACACGGCCAAGCUGUUCCUGCAGGAGCACGCGGACGCCUCCGGCUUGGAUGCCAAUCGCCAGGCGAGGCUCAUCAGCGCCUGUGGCAAGGAGGGCAACCUGCAGGGUGCCCUCAGCGCGUUUCACAAGCUCCAGGAGAACGGGAACACGCAGCCCAACGUCUUGGUCUACAACUGCCUGCUGGACGCCUGCAUCGAGUGCAAGGCGCUGCCGAAAGCCUUGCACUUCUUCGAGGAGAUGAAGAAAAAGGAGCUGGUCGACGUGGUGAGCUACAACACCCUCAUGAAAGGCCACCUGGCGGGCGGCGACACCGGCAGCGCCCUGCGCACCUUCACCGAGAUGCACCAAGCGGGGCUCGUGGCCAGCCGCGUGACCUAUCAUGCCUUGCUGAAUGCCGUGGUGAGCAAGGGCGACCGCGCCGGCGCUUGGCGCAUCGUGCAGGAGAUGAAGAGCAAGGCCCUCGCCGCCAGCACGGUCACCUGCAGCAUUCUCUUGAAGGGCGUCACGUCGCGCUCGCAGAGCGGGGAGCUCGCGAAGAUCUUGGCGCUGAUCGAGGAGUGCCAGAUGCCCAUGGACGAGGUGCUCUUCGGCGCCUUCGCGGACGCGUGCAUCCGCUGCGGAAACCUCAAGCUGCUGUGGCAGCGCUUCGAGCUGUUGAAGCAGAAGGACCUCACCCAGGUCUCCGGCCCCACCUACGGCAGCAUGAUGAAGGCCUUUGGCCAGGCUCAGGACGUGUCCACGGUGAAGGAGCUCUGGCGGCACAUGACGACGAAGAAGGUGAAGCUCACUGCUGUCACCUUGGGCUGCAUGGUGGAGGCUUUGGUCACGAAUCACCACGUCAGCGAUGCCUGGCGUAUCGUGAAUGAUACCUGGCUCAAGGAAGAUCAACGCGACCUUGUCAACACUGUGAUUUACUCCACCAUCGUCAAGGGCUUCACCAUGUCCCGGCAGCACGACAAGGUUGUGGCCAUCUACAAGGAGAUGAAGGAGCGUGGCAUCGCCUGCAACACCAUUACCUUCAACACCAUGCUCAACGCCUUGGCGCGCUGCGGCAUGAUGCAUGAAGUGCCGCGUCUCCUGGAGGACAUGCGCGACAGCGACCCGCCGGUGCAUCCAGACAUUGUCACCUACUCCACCAUUGUAAAGGGCUACUGUAUGGCUGGGGACGUCGACAAGGGCUUCGCACUGCUCAAGGAGAUGAAGACCCAUGGCGGCGUGAAGCCUGACGAGGUGCUCUACAACAGCCUGCUGGACGGCUGUGCCAAGCAGUCGCGGGUGGAGGAUGCCCUGGCCUUGUUGCAGGAGAUGAAGGACCAGGGAGUUGGACCCUCCAACUACACGCUGAGCAUCCUGUGCAAACUUCUGGGCCGGGCGAGGCGCUUGGAGCAGGCCUUCCAGAUGGUGCACAGCUUCACAGAGCAGUACGGCUUCAGGGCCAACAUCCAGGUCUACACCUGCCUCAUGCAGGCCUGCUUCCACAACCGCCAGGGCCAGCGCGCGGUGGCGCUGCACGAUCAGGUGGUCAAGGAAGGCGGCUGCAUGCCUGAUGAGAAGACCUAUACUGUCAUGGUCCGCGGAUGCCUCCAGGGAGGUUUGGUGGACAAGGCCCUGCAGGUUGCGCGCUGCGCAUUCCACCUGCCGGGCCACGACAUGCGGCAGACCUGCGUGAUGCAAGGGGUGGAGAUGGGCUGCCUUGAGGAGCUCCUGGGGUCCGUGUCAGCAGAGAAGCGUGAGGCCUUGACCAAGGACUGGGACGCGUCUUUUGGCCCGUGGCCGGGGGCCCUGGCGGACUUCGUGAGCUACCUGCGCGAGGAGGGGUUCAGGCCAGUUGCUACACCGACCAGAGCUCGGGCCGAAGGUGAGACCAGUUGGGCUCCGACGCAGGCGCACUCGAUGGCCUUCAGAGGCAUCGAGCAAGUGCCAGAGUUACGGCGAGACUCUGAAGUUCAAGGCCAAUGCGGGGAUCAAGCCGCUGUCUCGCUCACAUCCUGGCAUGAGAUCUCAGCUCCUGCAAGCUUUUGCUCAUCCAGGCACGCCGAUUCCCAGUUCAAGACAGGCAGCGGCUUUUCACGGCAGGCUUUCAUGCAACCGCAUCCAGCGCAGCCGCUGCAUCCGUCGGGCAACUUUUGGCCAGCAGAAGCACCUAUCCAUGGCUCCCACUCCGAUUCCCAGUUUGCAGCCUCUUCAUGGGGUGGCCACUUUUCACAGCAACCAUCCACGCAGCCUGCCUCGCAGUUUGCAACACAUUUGUCGAGCAACUUUGUGCCAGCUGAAGAGCCCGUCCAUGGCGCCGACUGCCAGUUUACAGCAUGGUCGUUUGGCGCCUGCUCGUCACAGCAGCAGCCAGCCACACAGCCUGCCUCGCAGUUUGCAACACAUGUGUCGGGCAGCUGUUUGCCAGCAGAAGCGCGCAACCACGGCACAGACUACCAGUUUGGAGCAUGCCCGUCUGGCGGCUGCUUUUCACAGCAGCCAUCCACACAACCUGGCCCUCCCUUUGGCAACUUCUUGCCGGCAGAAACGCCCCGACAUUUUGAAGGCUCGAUUCAACGUACUGCACCUCCUUCACACUUUUGCUUAGAGUCACGACGGCCUUCCGACUCCCAGCCUGCAAGAUCUGGUGGUUUUCCUCGCUCGAGCCGGCUGGAGCCCUAUGGGCGGUCGACUUCCAGUCCGAUGACAGGCAAGGGCAAUCGUCGCCCAGAUCGCUUCCACGACAUCCGGAAAUGGAUCCAGAAGGUGCCCUUCAGAUGA
Molecule: messenger RNA, 3174 nt
Organism: Effrenium voratum
Lineage: Eukaryota; Dinophyceae; Suessiales; Symbiodiniaceae
Source: the annotation of a GenBank genome assembly